AUGGACCAAUUAGUAGCUGCUACUCUCUCGAAGAGGCAUGGUGGCGAAGAGGAUGCCACCUUUGUAGCCUGCAACAACGGCAACGACUACAAUGGCCAGCUCAAUCUGCGCAUUGUUGCCGUUUUCAUCAUGCUUGUUGGCUCCUCGGCUGGUGCUAUUCUACCUGUCUUUGCUAGGCGCGACCCAAACUCACCCUCAAAACCCAAGGUUCCUUCAUGGGUGUUCUUCGUCGCCAAAUUCUUUGGCUCUGGUGUCAUCAUUGCCACGUCCUUCAUCCACCUUAUGGCCCCUGCACACGAAGCACUCUCCCAUCCUUGCUUAACAGGCCCCAUCAAAGAAUACCCCUGGGUCGAAGGCAUCAUGCUCAUGACCAUCAUCAUCCUCUUCUUUGUUGAGCUGAUGGUCAUCCGCUAUGCACGUUUCGGCCAUGACCAUGACCACCCGAAACCGGAACGCCAGGUUGAAACAGGCGUUGUCACUGCGGAGCCUAAGUCGGCCAAUGGCUCAGACAACCACAGCCAUAACCACGAUCACCUUGGACACUCCCAGGAUCACCCAUCGGACGGCGGCUCCGAUGUUGUCGAGGCCUCUCAUAUGGCGUUAUUGGAAGAUUACAGCGCACAGCUAACUUCUGUCUUCAUCCUGGAAUUCGGCAUCAUCUUCCACUCAAUUUUCAUAGGACUCACCCUUGCCGUUGCUGGAAAAGAGUUCAAAACACUAUUUAUUGUGCUUUCUUUCCACCAGACCUUCGAGGGUCUCGGCCUUGGUUCUCGGCUCGCCACUAUCCCAUGGCCCAACUCAAAAAGACACACCCCUUACCUCCUGGCGAUCGCCUUUGGCCUAUCGACACCCAUUGCCAUCGCCAUUGGUCUGGGUGUGCGCAAUUCCUACCCUCCGGAGGGCCGCACAACACUCAUUGUCAACGGCAUAUUCGAUUCUAUCUCGGCCGGCAUUCUCGUGUACACGUCACUAGUCGAGCUGAUGGCCCACGAAUUUAUGUUCAGCACAUCCAUGCGGCGGGCACCCAUCCGAACCGUCCUGUCUGCUUUCGGCCUAUUGUGUCUUGGAGCCUUGCUGAUGGCGCUACUCGGAAAAUGGGCUUAG
Trichophyton benhamiae CBS 112371 is the source of this 1104-nucleotide messenger RNA. RefSeq lists its product as uncharacterized. The coding region runs from base 1 to 1104 and encodes 367 amino acids. The transcript has a single exon. The record is from RefSeq and is a predicted model, not a curated record. NCBI's taxonomy places the organism in Eukaryota, Fungi, Ascomycota, Eurotiomycetes, Onygenales, Arthrodermataceae. Gene Ontology annotation, biological process: zinc ion import across plasma membrane. Gene Ontology annotation, cellular component: plasma membrane. Gene Ontology annotation, molecular function: low-affinity zinc ion transmembrane transporter activity.